Messenger RNA from Rhinolophus ferrumequinum (greater horseshoe bat), 645 nucleotides. Its product is annotated as keratin-associated protein 10-12-like. Gene Ontology annotation, cellular component: keratin filament. Lineage: Eukaryota; Metazoa; Chordata; Mammalia; Chiroptera; Rhinolophidae. The record is from RefSeq and is a predicted model, not a curated record. The coding region runs from base 1 to 645 and encodes 214 amino acids. The transcript has a single exon.
AUGGCCGUGUCCACCCUGUCUGUCGGCUCCAGCGACCUGACCUACAGCAGCCGUGUCUGCCUGCCCGGUUCCUGUGACUCUUGCACUGACUCCUGGCAGGUGGACGACUGCCCAGAGAGCUGCUGCCAGCCCUCCUGCUGUGUCCCCAGCUGCUGUCAGUCCUCCUGCUGUGUCCCCAGCUGCUGCCAGCCCUCCUGCUCUGUCCCCAGCUGCUGCCAGUCCUCCUGCUGUGUCCCCAGCUGCUGCCAGCCCUCCUGCUGUGUCCCCAGCUGCUGCCAGCCCUCCUGCUGCACCUGCUCCCCUAGCCAGCAGUCUUGCUGUGUGUCCAUCUGUUGCACACCUGUCUGCUGUAAACCCGCCUGUUGCACACCCAUCUGCUGCAGGCCCCUCUGUUGCACACCCGUCUGCUCUGGGGCCGCCCCCUGCUCCUCGUCCUGCUGCAGACCCUCCUCCUGCGUGUCCCUCAUCUGCCGCCCCGUGUGCAGGCCCGCCAGCUGCGUGCCCAUCUCCUCCUGCUGUGCCCCCACCUCCUCCUGCCAGCCCAGCUGCUGCCGCCCGACCUCCUGUGUGUCUGUCAUCUGCCGCCCCGUGUGCUUCCGCACAGCCUGCUGCGUCCCCACCUCGGCCCAGAAGUCCUGCUGCUGA